Messenger RNA from Centruroides sculpturatus (bark scorpion), 4539 nucleotides. Its product is annotated as voltage-dependent L-type calcium channel subunit beta-2-like. Gene Ontology annotation, cellular component: voltage-gated calcium channel complex. The record is from RefSeq and is a predicted model, not a curated record. The coding region runs from base 106 to 1047 and encodes 313 amino acids. Gene Ontology annotation, molecular function: high voltage-gated calcium channel activity. Gene Ontology annotation, biological process: calcium ion transmembrane transport; neuromuscular junction development; chemical synaptic transmission. Lineage: Eukaryota; Metazoa; Arthropoda; Arachnida; Scorpiones; Buthidae. The transcript has 5 exons.
UAAUUCUAAACUUAGUUAUAUUUCAGGAUUAUAAUUACUAGAGUAACAGCAGACAUAUCAUUGGCAAAGCGAUCCCUCCUAAAUAAUCCAAGUAAACGUGCCAUUAUGGAAAGGUCCAAUAGUCGAUCAUCAUGUCUAGCUGAAGUUCAAGCUGAGAUAGAAAGAAUCUUUGAACUGGCUAGAACACUUCAGUUAGUAGUACUUGAUUGUGAUACAAUCAAUCAUCCUUCUCAACUUGGAAAAACAUCAUUAGCACCAAUUAUAGUUUAUGUCAAAAUUUCUUCACCAAAGGUUUUACAAAGACUAAUAAAAUCUCGUGGAAAAUCUCAAAGUCGAAACUUAAAUGUGCAAAUGGUUGCUGCUGAAAAACUAGCUCAAUGUCCUCAUGAACUAUUUGAUGUUAUUUUGGAUGAAAAUCAAUUAGAAGAGGCAUGUGAACAUAUGGCAGAAUUUUUAGAAGCCUACUGGAGAGCAACACAUCCACCAGUCAAGACUCCUCCUCCUACAAUUCAGCGUCCAAUACCUUCACCUCAUCCGUCACCUAGGAUAGAAACUAGCUCAGGUGGAUUAAUGCGUCAUAAUACUACACCUCCCACAAUGCACUACAGAUCACAUAGUGAAAGGCAUCCUCGAGAGAUGUUAUCACCUGAAAUGGAACAUCCUUCUGAUUAUAUUAGUUCUCAUGAAUAUAGAGAUAAUAGAGAAAGAAGAGAAUUGCCUCCACUUGCAGAUAGAAGAAAAGAUCUACAUGAUCACUAUCCCCACCAUGAUAGUCACCGUGAUCUCAGGGAUAGAGAGAGAGAUAUGGUGUAUGAAAUAGAACGAGAAAGAGAGAGAGAACAUGAACGUUACCACGAUGACUUUGAUCCUCUCGACGGAAUGUUGUUGCGAGAAAAGGAGAGAGAUUUCUGUCAUGGAGAAAUAAGAGAAAUGUGUGAUUUACGUGAUCAUGAACAUCGUCACCAUUCUCAUCACCAUCAUCACGAGAGAGAUUAUCAUUCACCACAUAGGGGGCAAAAAUAUGGACAUUCUAUGAAUGCUAUUUAAAUAGCAAGACUUUGUUGUGUUAUAAUACAUGGGUUGUUCUGCAUUUUCCCAGUUUGCUUUUGUUCAUUGGGACAAUUAUAGAGUCCUUCUUACAAUAUAUUCUUCUUUUCUCUAGUUCAUUGAUUAUAAGCAAAACUGGCAAAUCAGUUAAAAAGCCAGAUUAUCCAUCCUCAAAUAUACUGAUACGGAAGACUCAGUCACUACAAGCCAAAACUUCUGGGUCCAUUACCAAAGUCUCACUUUGUACAUUCUUUAAAAAUGAUAUGGCAUCGUGAUUUUGCAUAUUUCUUAUUAUUGAGCACAAAUAAAUCUAUAAUUUAAGUAAGAAUUUCAAUGAAAUGUGUGAUGAUCCUGGGCAGAUAUUCACACAUGCAAGAAAAUGUGAUUUAAUUUAAAUAGUGGUAAUUAGUGUAUCAUAAUAUUUCAAUAACAAAAAUUAUAAAAUUACUUCCAAUAUAAUUGGAAGUAAUGAACCAGCUCAAAGAAUUAUGUAAAGAAAUUAGUUGAGAAUAAUUUUGGACCACUCAAAAUAUUUGACCUCAGCUUAGCCAACUUUUGUCUUGUGAAUAUUUUUAACACGUAAAAUUUUCAAAACCUGAUACUGAUUUAUGUACAAAGAUGUAUUAGUCAAUAUUUCACACCUGCUGUAUAUUUGCAAAAUGCCUAUUCUGUGAAAAGAUAGUCAUUGAUUAUUAUAUAUUUAAAGGAAUGCAUUUCUUUAAAAAAAAGUGCAAAUAUGAAUAGAAAAAAGUCACUAAAAGAUUUUUUUAUAAUUCAGGAAUUAUUGUAGAUAGAAUGUUCAUUGUAAAUGUUUCACAAAAAUAUCAGGUUGAGAGAGAAAAACAUUUUUAUUCAUUGAAAUAUUUUAAAGUAUGAAAGUUUAAUAAUUUGAAUCAUAUUAAAAUUCUAAAAUAAUGAAAUUAGUAUUGUAGCAAUGUCUGAAAAUUUAAAAGUAUUACAGAGAAUGAAAUGAAAAGUUUUAGGGAAUUUCACUAUUUGGCUAUUUAAGUUAAUUCUUAUCACAAAGACAUUUUAGUUAAAUUUUAUAUAUCUUAAAAAUAUUUUUAUUAAUAUUAACAUUAGGGAAAAGAAUUCAAGGACGCACAGUAAUUUGAUGUUAUUAAGCUGAAUUCUCUGAUUUAUUAUUAUUACUGUUUAGUUUCUACUAAUCUAUUUCAAAUGUGUUAAAAAUAGAUAAGUUCCAGAAGAUAAGUUGUAGAGUUGCAGAUUUAGUACUGCAAAUGUGUGUGCCUUUUUUCCCUAAGGCCAAGGCAUUGCAAACUGUUGGGUUAUUGAAACUGAAAAUCCAACGAAAAGUGGAACCAAAGUGUAUACAUAUGUAUAUAUAAUUGUACAGUUAAUGAUAAUAUGGCAGUAGCUGAAUGUUAAUGGUAUCUUAAUAGUAGUUUUUUGAAGUACAAUAUUUAAUUGUAUUUUACAUUGGUUAAACUUUUCACCACAAAACAUCUCAUUUUCUCUCAACACUGCCAGCACUAAUGUGAUAAGCUGGGUUCCCUAACAGUUUGUAAAAAAAUAAAUAAACCAUCAAAUUUUGCGCCAAGUUUUUAUUGCCUUGGUCUGAGGGCUAGGAUGUUGUUACGGAUACGGACAUCAUUAUUAUAUAGGUCUGUUUGAAAAUUCAGGCUAAUAUUGUAUCAAAAAUAAUAGCUAUGUUCCAAGGAAUCUAGUCAAAUUAAGUCAUUUUUCAAAUACCAAUUAUUACAAUAAUUAAAUUAAAACGUUGUAAUGAAUUGGAGUAUGAAGUGAAAUAACUGUUGUAUUUUUGAAAGGAUGGGAUUAUUGUGAAAUGCUUGUAAAUAUCGUUGUUCUAACGGAAAAAUCACAAAACUAUAAAAUGACAGUUUGAAUAAUAAGGAAAUUUAAAAUGAGCUACUCCAACUUUUUCCAAACUAUAGUGCAAAUUUCAAUGCAAAUGUUUUGGAAUAUUAGAAAAGUUCAAUUUUAUCAGUAAGAAUUAUUUCCUUGUUCUUCAAAACAUCAUUAGUUUAGUGACUUUUCUAUUAUGGCAACAAUAUCAUUUGGAGCUUUGAUCAUGCUGCCUUAAUGUGCUGUAUGAAAUGCUCAUAUCUUGUAGUAAUGAUAAUUUCUAUAAAAGAAAAGUGAUAAGUAGAAUAGGCAUGGAGAAAAUGCUCCAUUAAUGAGAUAGAAGUGGUAAGGUUUUGUUAAUUUCCUUGUGUCCAAAUAUUUUUUGAAUUUCUUUCAGGAUUUAUCACUGUAUCACCAUUACUAAUUUUAUAAAAACCGUAAACUUUUAUAGCAUUGAAAUUAAAUUUUUAAAAGAAAAUAUAAUAGUUUGUUUAUAAAAUUCUUAAUUAGUUGAUUGUGCAGAAACCACAUUUUUUUCUAUUUUCAGUUUAAAAUAUGUGAUCCAUUGAUUUAUGUAUCACGAUAUUUAGAAAAUUUUACAGCAUUUCAUCUGUGUGAUAAAUUCUCAGUCAAUGAGAAGAUUUAUUAAAUGCUGCUCAAAUCCAUUGAAACUAAUCUAUUACACUUGGGAAGAGAAAGUUCCAUUUGAAUUUAGAAGAAGAAAGAUUUCCCCAUUUCUCAGUGUUUCAUAAUUUUUCCAAAGCUCAUUGAAUAUUAUAGAAAAUAUACUCACUGUAUUCUUUGUGAUUUUGUAAUAAUGCCACAUUGAGCCAUUUCUUCUCAGAACAAAUAUCCAUUAUUCUUCUUGAAAAGCUUCAAUAAUAUCCCAUUCACAAGAAUUUAGUCAGUUAUAUACUGUAAAUAGACAUUAUCAAAUACAGUACAUAUUUGGCUAUGCAUUAACUGUUGUUAAUUCUGUAAAAUUUAAUCAAUAUGCACAAAACAUUAAUUAUACAAAUUAUUGAUGCAGUUUCUGAUGGUUAUAUUUUGCAAAGAAAAAAAAAACAAACAUGGAUUGACAAAGAAAUAUAUUAUUGACUGUAUGUACAGUGCCUUGGUUUGUUCUAUGGUUAAGAUUGAUGAAAAUUGACUGUACAAAUUCAUAAUAUAAUAAUGUUGUUCCUACAAUUUAAAUACUGUGUCAAAAAACUAGUUAGAAUAGCAUAUUGCAAUUUAAAUAUAUUUGAUUAUUCUGUUCUGUUUUUAUUGCUAUAAAUAACAAAUGAGUUUCCAGUUAUCAAUCUGAAUGGUGUGAUUAACGUUAAAGAAAAUCUAAUCAAAUAUUGCACGUAUGUUCUUGCACACUGAGGCCUUACCAUGGAGCAUUUUCUCUUACAGAUUUUGCAGAUUACUUUCUCUGCAAAAAAAGAAAACAUAUAUAUAUAUAUAUAUUAUUGAUGACAGCUUUCCACUCCCUCAAGCUUAUUGCAAGCAUAAUUUAUAAAAAAAUAAAAUAAAAAAUUUCUGGCCAAUCCGUGUGCUUCACUGUAUUUUGUGCAUGAUGCCUUUUUACAUAUUGCUGCAUAACUGAGAAGUCAGUUAACUCACUAUAUUCCCAUAGAUAGAAGUUUGUAAAUAAAGGAUUUUUAAGAUUCAUCCUCUUAA